Molecule: messenger RNA, 11085 nt
Organism: Planococcus citri (citrus mealybug)
Lineage: Eukaryota; Metazoa; Arthropoda; Insecta; Hemiptera; Pseudococcidae
Product: tolloid-like protein 2
Exons: 16
Coding region: 199-2823 (874 amino acids)
Cellular component (GO): plasma membrane
Molecular function (GO): protein binding
Source: RefSeq, a predicted model, not a curated record
CUUUGCUCUAUUAGCCUCUCCUUUCUAGUUGUAGUUCAGUAACUUGAAAAUAUAUAAAAAAUAUAUCCAUAUUAUAAAAAAAAAAUACUAAAAAAAUCAAACAUGUGUUCCGAUACAUAACAUGAGGUUGAGAAGGAGCUACGUUGGUAGUGUAGGAAAUGCUCGUACGACAAUAUUAACAUUGGGAAGAAUGCUAAGAUGGUAGGAAGAAUCAGGACAGUAUCGUCAUUCAAAAUCAAACGUAACUUUAUUAUCUCAUUGUUUCCGAAAAUAAGACACAGAACUUUCAUCGCAUUUAAAAAUGUUAUUGAAAAUCCAAUGCUCAAAAUCAGUGAAUAUUUUCCAUUCUCAAGACAUACAGUUUUUAUUUUUGUGAUUUUUUACUUUCUAAUUGGAAUUCAGUAUUCUGUAUCAGAAUGUGAAUACAAAUUUAUCAGUAGACCCGGUAGCCCGCAAAAUGGCACCUUUUAUGCUCCUAGGUUAACGAAUCCGAACAAUCAUUCAUAUAUGUGCGUGUAUAUAUUUUUUGCGGGCCCUCAUCAAAAAGUUGAAAUUACAUUUUUGUCUUUCGACUUGCGUGGAACACCUCCUGAAUGCAGGCACGAGUACUUGGAUUUAUACGCAGAAGUUCAACAUCCGGAUGCUACGGAAUUAAUUAAUAGUCCAUUCGGAGGUCGUUUUUGCGGCCUUAUACCACCCCGAGCCAGAAUAUCGUUAUAUCGGACAAUAGCAUUCAGCUUUUAUACGGAUAAAAAUGAAACAACACCGGAUGUAUUCGUGGGCAGAUAUACUUUCAUUAACGACUCGGAUUUCCAAGUUGGCACAGCAGCUCCAAACAUCCCGUGCACGUUUACGAUAAAUUCAAAAGUGAAACGAAAAGGCGUCAUCAUGUCACCAACGUACCCGGGAGCAUAUCCAAAACCAUUAUUUUGUAGUUUCUUAUUUUUAGGAGUCAGUGGGCAACGUGUGCAUCUGGAAUUCCGAGACUUUGAUUUAUUUUCCGGAGGCCCUCAUUGCCCAUUCGAUUACGUUACCGUUUAUGAUGGUGGUGAUAAUGAAUCUGCUGUGAUCGGUACAUAUUGUGGUCAGCAUAGAAAUUUAAUCAUAUACUCGAGCACGGAAAAUUUAUUCGUUACGUUCGACGCCAUUCAGAGGACCGCCAACACGCAGAAUCGAGGAUUCAAAGGAAUUUUUGAAUUCAGCGAAAGUUUUGUUAAAUUAGAUUUUAUUGGUAAAAAUGGCGGCGAACAUAUUUUAGGAACAGAAUGUGAUCAAAAAAUACUGAGUAAAAAAGAAAGCAACGGACAAGUGUUUAGUCCAAAUUACCCAUUUCCUUAUAUACCGAAAACAGUUUGUCGAUAUUUUAUUUACGGUAUGCAAGAUGUACAGAACUUGGAAAGGGUUCGAGUAGAUUUCGAAAUGUUCGAUAUACCCAAAGGAGAUAAAACCGAAAAAGACGAAUGCGGAGAUCGUUACCUCAAAAUUUACCUAAAAGGACAAGAGCAAACGGACGCUUACGAUAAAUACGAUUACGAGAUGUGUGGCGAAAAUCAACCAAAGACUAUGAUCUCAGAAGGACCUAGAUUAGUUAUGAUAUUUGCCAGCGGUGACUCACAAGGCAGAGGAUUCAAGGCUAAAUAUAAAUUUGAAACUGAAUACCUAAUACCUGGAACGCCAGCUCCUGAUGGAAGUUGUAUGUACACGUACAAAAGCACUAGUCAAAAGAAAGGCGAAUUUAAUUCACCGAGGUAUCCUGGAAACUACCCGAGCAAUACCACUUGCAUGUAUUAUUUCUAUCCUACUCAAAAUGAACAAGUUGCCUUGAUUUUUGAUACGUUCAAAGUUCGAGCAGAUAAUGCGAAUGCGACUGUGGCGCAAUUUGGCGACGAACUGUGCCAAGAAGACUACGUCGAGAUAUACAACAUGUACAAAGACGGUUCGGAAAUCAGAAUUGGUAGAUUUUGCGGUCUGACGUCACCCGGACCCAUAGAAUCGUACAGAGGAGCCACCGGAAUGAAAGUAUUACUUCAGACAGACGCGAACAACGUUUUCAGCGGUUUCAAAGCGAGAUAUUCGUUCGAAACUGUCAAAUCCAUCUUCGGAGAUUGCGGAAGUAAUAUCAGUCACGCCGAAGAUGGUAUCCUGCAAAGCACCAAUUAUCCUAUUAAAUACGAAGUACCUACAAUGGGACAAGCACUCAAGACUUGUAACUGGUUUAUUACGGUUAAACCAGGCCAUCAAAUAUUGCUCAAUUUUGGUUCGUUUAUUUUAGAAGGAAAUCCAGCCGGCAGAGGAUGUCCUGCAGCUGUAGUGAGAUUGUGGUUAGAUAUACAAGCUCCUCCGAUAGAAUUGUGCGGAGAAAAAGCACCCAAUGAUACCAUGCUGUACAUGUCUGUGUCCAAUCAAGCCAGGAUAAGUUUCGUUGUCGGAGAUAAAUCAGUCGGUGCUGAAGGAUUUCGUUUAUCGUGGACCGAAGUUUCUGUAUCGUCGAGUGUCUGCAACGAGUUCAAAUGCGAAAAAUCCAGCUACUGUAUACCAGGAAAGCUACGCUGCAAUAAUAUAUCAAAUUGCGGUGAAAAUGAUCUCUCGGAUGAACAGAAUUGUAUCGUAAUCGAAACGACUGACUGGAUGGUAAUGACAGUAACCGGAGCUGCAAUCGGAGGCGCUGUGCUGUUACUUUUGCUCUGCCUGAUGUGCCAAAGAAGAGAACAUCAGCGUCGUCACCGGCACAUGUUACCAGGCGGAUCGGUGCACUCGUAUUCCGGACAUCAGCACGUAUGCGACGAACUAGGUCAACGAUUCGCCAGCGUCGACAGUGUUUAGUAAUUAGCGCCAUUGCCGUGAGCGAGCGGCAAUGCCCCGAGAUAAUUACAUCUACGAAAAUGAAAUUUUUUUAACUAACACGUUCACUUUUUCGAAGAAGUGAGCUUCAUCGGCUUGAUAGUUGCGCUAUAUGUUUUAGCAAUACAAAAGGGCUAAUCAUUUCACACGACUGAUUAAACUUAAUCGGUAUAAUUUCGUAAUAUUACCUUAACGGAUAAAUAAGCGUGAACGUUUAACAAUAAAUGCCAAAUUUGAUCUCUGUAUACAAUUUAUAUACGAAAAAAAAAAACGACGACGUUGCGUUUUAAUAUUAAAAAAAAAAACUCUUCGGUUUGUUAAACAAUUUUUUUUUCUUUUGUUAUUAAAUGGACGUGAUAAUAUAAGUAAGAGAAUCGUGUUAAAGCGUUGGAUAGUUCCUUUUUAAAUCUAAUCAAAUAUCUCGACGAUAUUUUUAAAUUAUUUUUUUACACCCGAAUGCCAUCGCAUUUUUAAGAUAUUUUCGCGUAGAUCUCUUGAUUUUAUUUUUGAGUUUGUUUUACUUUUGUUUUGUUAUCCGCUGUGUAGUUGAAACUGUUUUUGUUUUAAUUUUGAUUUUUGAAAUGUUGUGUUGAAGUUUUUAGCUUAAUGAGUAUUAAUAAUUAACGAAUUACCUGAAUAAUUACGUAGUUCAGAGAUAAAUCAGUGUUGUUAUCUAAUCACGUUGAUUAAUCAAGUAAUUAAUCGCGUUCGAAAUUUAUUUUUAAUUAAAUUAAAAUUUAAAAAAAUUUUAUCGCAGAAAAAAAACAAAAAAACCUGUUUUUUCGUUGGCAAUUUUCAUUUGGCCGAAAUGGCAACACUGAUUUUCAGUUUACACACAAUCAGGGAUCCACCAUUUUAUGUUUCUGUUUGUGUUUCGUUUUCCAUUUUCAACCUCGUCUUUUCGCGUGUAUUUUAUUAAUUGUAAAUACGUUACUCGUGUUUAAUUACGAAACGAUUAUUACAAAACGCUCAUUUAAUGUUUUUUAUACAUUUUGAAAAUUACUCGAUAAGUAAUGUUCAUCUUUGUUGCUGUUUUUAUGCGAUAGAACAAUAACCACCGCGCUGUACCAGUGACCGGUCUCUACCCUUUUGUGUUUAGACGACUGAUUCUGACUCAUCAUGAUCGUCUAUAAUGGAAAAUCUGUGUGCUUGUGUUUAAUCGUUUCUUCUUUAUAAUUUGGAGAAAUUUAUACCUAUGUACUUUUUUUUGUUUUGUUAUUAUUGUGUAAUUGGCCCUCGCCUCGUUUAAUCGCUGCUCGAAGACCGAAUUCCGCGCGUCGUAGAAGUAGACCUUUUUUAUGUAAUAUUCGGAACCACCAUAUAAAGAAAAUAUGUACUUCGAAGCACAAGUGCCAAGUGCGAAUUAACGUAUAAGUGUUCUUUAAAUUUCAAUUCUCUCUUAUGUACUUUGUUUUAUUAUUACCUAAAUAAUCUUGUUAAGUAAUUAACUAUUGUGUGUAGUGAUACGAAUGCUACUCUAAAAUCGUUCGUUUCAUUGUUCGCGGAUUUUUAUGAAAAUUUCGUGUCUAUGAAGAGUUGAAGUGUACCUGAUUCCGAUCUAGUCGAAUAUUUACCUAAAUUGUUAUUAUUUGUACGUAAUCAGUGGCGUAUUACUACCGAAGAGUAUAUCUGUAUAUUGUUCCUUAAACAAUGGACUGAAGCAAAGCACCAGGUAAGAUUGUGAUAUGAAAUUAUCUAUCUUUGUUAACGAUUGAAAGGAGUUGUAUGUUUAUGUGUGUAUUCGUGUGUUGAAACACAAUCGAAACGAUGAGUAUUUUGGUAUCGUUCUUGAUCACGAUCUUGAUCGCGAAUUCUUCUGAAAUUAAUCAGGUUAUGAAGCUCAUCUGAUAACGAUAUCGUUUCGUAAUCGUAGUAAUUUGUUGAUAUUCCUUGGUAUCUAUUCCUCAACUGAAUCGUAAUCGAGUUAUGGUACUUAUUUUUAGUUCACGAACCAAGUGACAGAAAGUGAUCUAGAAACCGAAGUUACUGGUUUUUUGAAGAAGGAGGAGGGCAAGAAAAGUUAAUUGGAAGAUGUUUGAUCAAAUUUUUGGACAACUAAACCGACGAAGUUGAUCAUUUGGCAGUAAUUGAAUCGUCAAGUUGUGUGAGUUGGUAGAGAUGUUGUUCGGUGAUCAAAAGCAAAAUGAAGAUGGGUUUUGGUUUAUUGGUUUUCGAUGAAAAAGAACUAUAGUUUGGGUUCUGGUUCUGAAACGUUCUGGUUUCAGUAGGUAUAGUUAAUUUUGGUUAAUUUAAUUUGGGUUUGGUUGUGAUUUUAUCAUUUUUUGAAAUUGUGUUUAUUAAACGUCUGCACUUCUGCAGGAUUUUUAAAAUUUUGAUUCGUUAUCAAUGGAGCUGGGAGAGCAGAAUUUCAUUUUCCUUCUUUUGUUUUUUGUUUUCAUAACGAGAGGUUUCAACUUUCAACUUUGGGCUGAAGUCGAGUAGGAGAACGUUUGAAAAAUUAGUGAACCAGUCUAGAACCAACAAAUCACUACCUACAGGGUGCCCAGAAAUAUCAUGAACCCCUAACAAAGUUUUCUUUUAAAUAUUUCGGUUGGUCACUAUGAAUGAUAAUAAUGAUAGCACAUGAUUGGUUGUUAGACUGAGAUGAUAACAUUUCACCAAUCAUAUGCAUCUAUUUCACGUUGCCAACCUAUAUUUUUAAUGAAAAACUAAACUUUCUUUGGGGUUCACGAUAUUUCUGGGCACCCUGUAUACCUAAUCAAUUACCUGUACAGGGUGCCCAGAAAUAUUGUGAACCCCUAAACAAAUUUUCUGCUAAAUGUUUCGGUUGAUCAUACUGAAUGAUAAUAGUGAUAGCACAUGAUUGGUUGUUAGACUAAGGUGAUAAUGAUAACAUUGCACCAAUCAUAUGCAUCUAUUUCACGUUGCCAACCUUUAUUUUUAAUAAAACACUUUCUUUGGGGUUCACAAUAUUUCUGGACACCCUGUAUUAGUAAAAAUCAAAAUCAAAAACAAAAAACUUGGAAGAAAUUGUUUUUCGUUAUGGUUUUGGUUUCCGGUUUUGAUUCUUACAUUUUUACUGGUUCAAGUUUUGGUUUUGGUUAAUUGGUGGUUUUGGUGAUAUGGUGGAUUUUUAUUUAGUAAUAUUUUUGGUUUUGGUUACUGUUGAUUGUUCCAAUUAUAACGUGCUGAUUUUUUUUGGUCAAAAGUGGUCUUGUGACCUGUCAAAAUAGGUUAAAAUUGAGCACUGAUUUCAAAAAUGACAAUCGUUCUAUGUUUGGUUUCUGUUUUGGUUGCUGGUAGGUAGAGGUACUAUUCAAAUUACAAUUUCACAACUUUUUCCAUUGCCAAAAAGUGGUCAUGUGACCUAUCAAAAUGGAUUAAAAUUUCGCCCUGAGCUCAAAAAUGACGGUAUUUUCGUUCCUACCCCCUCCCCUUCUGCUCUUGGCACCCUCAGAAUAGUCGGAAUGGAUUUUUGUUCAGUUUAGUUGUGUGACCUGUUGAAAUGAGUUUAAAUUUCGUACUAACUUCGAAAAUUAUGAUCAUUUUAUUGCAGCCGGACCCCCCCUACCAUCACGAUUGGACCUCUCAGAAAUUAGAAUCCAUUUUCCUUUUAGUUUGAUUAUGAUGGUUUAUCAAAUAUCAAAAUGUGUUGAAAUUUCGCAAUGGGUUUGAUAAAUUAUUUAUCAUUCGAUGAUAAUUUCGUUCCAACCUCUCCCUCUCCACUCUUUGGCCCCUCAGAAUCAGUUAUUAUUAUAAUUAUUUUUUUUUGGUUUGAUGAUGUGACUUAUCAAAAUGUGUUCGAAUUUCGUACCGAAUUCAAAAAUGAUGAUCAUUUGGUUCCACUUCAAUCCCUCGCCUCCUUGUUGGACCCCUCAGUGUCCAUUUUUUUCCGUUUGAUCCUGUAAUCUGAAAUCUCUCACCGAGUUUUUAGGACCCCUCUUCCUGGAUAAUCUUGUGGCCUUUCAAAAUAUGUUGAUCUUUCGCACUGAAUUUGACACUGACGACUAUUUCAUUCUAAACCCCCCCCCCCACUCUUGGCCCCUCACAGAAUCAUUUUUCUUCAAAUUUGAUUGUAUUAUUGUGACCUAUCAAAAUGGGUUAAAAUUUCACGCUGAAUUCCGAAAUGGUAGUCAUUUCGUUCGUUUCAACUUCCUCCCCCCUUUCCUUAUGCUUGGACCCUGGAGAAACCACUUUUUCUAGUUUGGCUCUCCACCCAUUCUUGGACCCUUCAGAAUAAUUUUUUUCAAUUUUAUCGUGUAACCUAUCAAAAUGGGUUAAAAUUUUGCACUAACUGAAUUCAAAAAUGACCAUCAUUUUGUUCCAACCCCCCCUCCUUCCACCAUUCUUGGGCCCCUCAGAAGCAGUUUUUUAAAAAAAAUUAGUGUGAUGGUGUGACUUAUUAAAAUGUGAUCAAAUUUUGCACCGAAUUCGAAAAUGACGAUCAUUUGGUUCUACUUCAAACCCUCCCCUCUCUGUUGGACCUCACAGUAUUCAUUUUUUCUAGUUUGAUCGUGUAUCUACCUAGAGGGGUGAUUUUUCACUGAUUUCAAUUUUCAGGUCCCCUCAGAAUUAUUCUUCCUGGAUGUAAUCUGGUGGCCUAUCAAAAUAUGUUGAUCUUUCGCACUGAAUUUGAAACUGACGACUGUUUCGUUCUACCCCCCCCCCCUCCACCCACGCUUGGCCCCUCACAGAAUAAACUUUCUUUCAAUGUGAUUGUGUUGUUGAGACCUAUCAAAAUGGGUUGAAAUUUCACGCUGAAUUCCAAAAUGGUAGUCAUUUCGUUCGUUUCAACUUCCUCCCCCCUUCCCCUAUGCUUGGACACUGGAGAAACCACUUUUUCUAGUUCGGCUCUCCGUCCAUUCUUGGACCCUUCAGAAUAAUUUUUUUCAAUUUUAUCGUGUGACCUAUUAAAAUGGGUUGAAAUUUUGCACUGAAUUCAAAAAUGACCAUAGUUUUGUUCCAAUCCCCUCCCGCCGCCCGCUGUUGGGCUUCCCAGAAUAUUUUUUUUUCAACUUGAUCGUGUGACCUAUCAAAAUGAAUUGAAAUUUUGCACUGAAUUCGAAAAUGACAUCCAUUUCGUUCUAAUUUCCUUCCUCUCUGUUCUUGGACCCCUCUGAAUCAGUUUUAUUUUAAUUACAUUUGGGAAUUGAAAGAGGGGUUCAAUUUUUGAAAUCAGCUCGAAAUUUCGAGUUGAUUAAACUGUGUGGUUGGAGUGUUCGAUCUUUGAUGUAAGGGUAGGAGGAUGUGGAGGUGGUUGGAACGAAAUGAUCGCCAUUUUCGAAUUCUCGUUCAACUCAUUUUGAGUAACCAUUUGAUCAGAAAGGAAUAAAAUCUGUUCCGAGGGGGGCGAGGGAGAGAGUUCAGAUAAAAUGAUCGUCAUUUUUGAAUUCGACGUAAAAUUUUGAGCUAUUUUGAUAUGUUACGCGAUCAAACUGAAAGAAUAUGGCUUCUGAGAGAGGUACGCAAGUGUGUGAAGGGGGAGGGUGAAAUUGAACGAUCGUUAUUUUCGAAUUCAGCGCGAAUUUUGACCCAUUUUAGUGGGUCGCAGGACCAGUUUUUGAAAAAAGUCGCGAAGUUGAAAUUUGAAUAAUGAACCCAUGUUUACUCAGCUUGAAAUUUCAAUCACAGCCCAGUCUGCCGACUUCGUUUUGAUCAAUUGUGUGAAUUUUGUUGUCCAAAGAUUUGGCCCAGCAGAAUAUAUAGCGAAAGAAAAAGGAAUUGGGACUUCGAGAGCUAAAAAAUAAUCUCAAGUGCCAAAAAAUGGCCUUUGAAAUGUCGACUUAAAGUUGUUAUUGUGCAAACACAAAGUUGAAAAAAAAUUGAAUUUCGUAUCAAGGAAUGGUGCUUUAUCGAACCCUUUGGCAGUCUUUCUCUCUACUUAUACCUAGGUCAAGAAAUAACCCCCUCUUUGACUUCCCCUUCUCGCUGUGUGCAGGGUUGAAUAAUUUUUUCCAAUUCUUGUGCAUCCUAAACUAGCCCAAAUCUCCCCUCCCCUCACCCUUCCACCUCAAAAACAGUAAAUGAACACUUUCUCACUUGGUCUGUGAACUACUCGUAUUAUAGUUUUCAUCAGUUGUAUCACGCUGUCUCAGUUGGUGCAAAAAAAAAAAUAAACUUGAGCUCUGAAUUAUCAGUUGAAAAUAUUAUCUUGUUAAAUAAUUUUAAAACGAAUCAUUUGCUGCUCAAUUCACGAGGUUUUUCCUGCAAACUUGAUCAAAUUUUUAUCGAAUUUCACUCUCAUCGAAUAAAAUAUGGCCACAAAGGGUGAGUUUUCAGCCAUCUGAUUGGUUAAUUAUUUUUCAUGACUCAUGAGUAAUAACUCAGAGCUCAAGUUGAAUCGCACCGAUUCUAAUUAGCAUCCUUGGCGGAGUGAUUUUUUUCUCGCUUUUCCAAAAUAGUUGUGUACAUUUUUAAUCGUUAGUUUGACCAAGUUUUAUAUUUAAUUACGUCGAUAAAUUAGACUAGAUAAAAUUUAAAUUAAACCAAAAUAAAUUAUGCCCUGGCUAUAGGUUCCCUUUUUCGAUUCGGUGUAAUUGAUGAUCGAUUUUCUGAAUCAAGUUGUACCCCAAUGAGAUAUUAAGCAUGGAAAAUCGUUUAAAUUGAAAAAAAUUCUGAUUUAAAAAAAUCAUCAACACCUUUCGAUUAUCGAUUAUCCAAUCGAAAGAAAACCUUUGACAGGGAGAAACUUUAACCAAUUACCUUUUAAAAAAAUGUAUACUUUAAGUUACUUAGAUGAUCUCAUACUCUCUCCCCUUUUCAAAAAAAAAAAAAAUGCAAAUUAAAUUUACGAAAUCGAUUGAUAAAAUUUUACAAUUUAAAUACCAUCCCAUCUGCAUCAGUAUGGGAUUAAAAAUUGAUCGUUUUUUGAAAAAACAAAACGAAUAUGAAUAAAUUCGAUUACCUAUGUACCUUAAUUUUAGGUUAUUAAUUUCUCACGUGAACAAUCAGGGUUUUCCGAAUUUAAUCAUCUGUGCGAUUUAAAUACGCGAAUUUUCAUUUGAUAACUUUUUUUCGGUUUUUUAAUUUCUCGUUUUUUUCCCUUUUGUUAGGUACAUUGAUUUUGUAUUUUUUUAAAUAAGCUAUUACGUACUUUUUAUGCGGGUAAUUCGCGUAAUUACCCGUGCUGUAUGGUAAGCGUUGUGUAUAAAGAAAUUUGUCAGCUCGUUCACGUCAAAAUACUUAUAGCAAUUUAUACUAUACAGCUUUUGUAUAAAUGAAGAUUUUUUUUUAGUCACACAGCAUCUUAUAAAUACAUAAUAACGCAUAUAAUUUUUAAUUUAAAAAAAAAAACAACGUCGAAUUCUAUAACUAUUUAUAUUCAGAAGACUGGCGACAUUUUAUGUGUUAAAUUCUGCCGUUUAAAUUACCUAUACUAAGUAGAAUUUUACGUACUUAAUAAUUGAUCAUUUUCUCAACGUCCAUUAUUAUGCCGAAUCGUGAAAAAUUCAAACCAGUUAAAUUUUACCAUUUUAGCGCGUACUUAUUCUUGUAAAAUUUUAUUUUUUCGUUUUUUUUUUGGUUUUUGUUCUCCUUUAUUAUUUACUUAUAAAUAAUAUUUAUUUUAAUACAGUGAUGAAAUUUUAUAUUAUUAUUUACUUUUUUUUUUUAGUAUUAAUUAUUUAUAAUGGUUUUUACGUUAAGGUAAAUUUUUUUUACAAAGGGGAAAAGAAUCACUUGUUUUAGUCUAGCUCGAUUGAACGAAGAAAAAAAAAUGAAAAUAUUAUUUAGGCAGUGCAAAAAAAUUUCUAAGUUAAUUCAGUUUUUAUUUGAAGCGGAUUUGAUUCGUUUUUUUAUUUUUGAUUUUUCAUUUUGGCUUAGCUGUGUUUUUUUUUUGUUUGUGUUUAGAAAAAUUUGAAGAACGAAUCUGCGUAUAUAAAAUGUAUGUAAAUUCUCUCAGCAACAUUAAACUCGACUCGUUUCUUAGUAGAAUUUUAAGCAAUUUUUUUCUUCUCUCCGAGAGAGAUGACGUAUUUAUGGUAGUGUUUUCCCUUUUCGUGCCCACGAUGACGACGACGACGUACGAUUCGUAUAACCUGAUGGCGAAUUUAAGAUAUUUUUUUUUAGGCUAAAAAACUUACGUACUUAUUUGAAAAUUUAUUGACGAUCGAUGUGUUUUUACCUAUACAUACGUUAAGUUAUGUAACAGCAGCGUCACCCAGUACAUUUCUAUUUUAUAUAGUGAAUCAAUAUUUUAUAAAUUUACCGAUAUCAAUAAUUUGAUAUACAAAGGUUUUACGUUUUGUUAAUGUUUAUACAGUAAAUAUAGUGUUGCAUGUUGUA